CGCAUGUGAACGAACAUCCCCUAUAUACUCUACGUCAUCUCGUAUCAGUUCGGAGAUGAUCUGCAGUCUACAUGUGGCUAAAAUUAUAAAUUUAAUCAGGUGACUCGCUCUGUCAUCAAGUUGUCUAAAAAGAACAGGGGCCGUCUCUCUUCGUCGAUCACGCCGUCAUGCCCGAGUCCGAUCUUAAACAGUUUGCUGAGAACGAUUUUGACGUCAAGAAAUGGGUGAAUGCGUCACUAUCUGCUGAUGACAGGGACGAUGCGAUCGAUCAGCAAGCGUCCGAUCUAGUGCUGCAGCUCCAAAUGUGGUAUCAUGAGCUAGCACAAUCACUAGACAAUGACUGCAAACAAACAAUCCAGAAUGUUCCGCGCGCGCUGAUCGAUGUCGAAACACUGAGGUAUGACACCCUUGCGCUAUGGGAGAAGCUAGAUGCAGCGCGCGAAGACAUAGAAAAGGUCGAGGAAACAACUGGCCAGUCCAUCCUCACCUUAUCCGAGGUUGACACAGUCAAGCAGCGCAUGGUUUCUACCAACAACGCACUGUCAAUGGCACAGAAGUGGACACAGCUGUUACAGCAGCUCAACGCGAUGGCAGACACGAUUGAGAAUCUGAGUAUCGCACCAGGUCUAGCUACAGAAGAACUCCAGGCUGCACCGAAUUCCGAAGAAAAUAGCACAAAUACCGCACAAGAUACCUCCACGGCCAGUCAAGGCGACACGCUUCAGACCACCAAGACAUCAGGAGCAUCAUACAGAGACGGUAUCUUGGAAUACCACGCGCUUGUAAGUGAGCUGCGAGCGUGCUUGGCAUAUUUGAAAAAGGUAUCAGAUUAUGCCGAACGUAAGUCCGUGCUCAAUGGAUACGAAAUGAAGCUCGAAAAAGCCAUCCGCCCACGCCUGGUGGAUGCACUCACGGCACAUUCACUGGCAGACACUCGCACGUAUCAGAAGCUGUUGGAGGGUAAAGCAGAGACGGACACAAACAGCUCCGAUGCACCAGCUACAGGAGGUGAGAUUUCGCGUGAGGCAGGCCCGCCAGCGAAAUCUCUCGUCAGUACUGUAUUCGUGGAGAGCGCGUCAUCAGCUAUUCUGAAGGACUGGCAGCCAACUGCAAGCAGCCUUACAACUGGCAGUGGUAUGUCGCCGAGUGCCUCGCCCCGUGCUCAACAGCACUUGCGUGUCAAUUCACCACGGCAGAUGGCGCUUGAAGGUUCACCAGUCAAUCAGGCGCAGGCGUAUGUGGACGACAUCACCGCGCUGUAUGGGCUCAUACUGACCUAUCUGACCACUGAGAAGCCAUGGGUGGACUCUCUGUUUGGCGCAAACGGAAUGGCGCAGACUGUGCAGUGCGAGCUCGUGGGUCAAGUGCUGUCCACCUCAAAGCCAUCAGUCACUACAGCCCUAAAUGCAAUCUCUUCUGCUGCCGCACCGGCUCCCUCCAAGUCACAAAAACCACCGGCCAGGGAUGUACUGCCAUCACUGGUAGCCGCACACUCGGCAACACAGGACUUCAUAGACUUCAUCGAUCCUAUACUCAUCCGCCGUAAGGGCGAAGACACACACGAACCUCGCAAACGUAUGAUGCACUUGGCAUUCUCUCCGUUCUGUCCGCACCAACGGAGAUUCGGCACUCUGGUUGAAAUUUAUAUGACCAGACUCGUCGAGAAACUCCUGCGCUUCCCACAGGUGGGUUAUUUGGACACGGUUCGGCGUGUGGCUGAAUCUGUUCCGCUGCUGUUCGGUGUCGUUGAGUCUGGGCGAGAUGCGUGUUUCCAGUUCACGUACGGUCUCGGAUAUAAAGCAUUGUGUCAGGCAGUGGAUAACAUUAUGGAAGCAUACUUCUACAAGAUGAAUGUGCUGUUGACAUCGCUCCGCAGCAAAUGUAAUCUCGAUAGUACAGCCAAUUCAAACGUCACAAACUCCGCAGACUCUGCCACACCCAAAUCUACAGACAGCGAGACCGACUACCUGCCCUAUGGUCAACAGGACUGGUCCCACUUUCAAGGUGCACUCAUGCUGCUUCAGGCGUGUGGCGACAUGAUCCACAGAUGUCACAAACUGAAGUCAGUCAUCAUGUCGCAGUCUCUGCCGUUUGCGGUCUCUAUCUUUGAAGAUGAAUUGGAGCAGCACAACAACCGGAGCCAUCGCACACCAACGCCUGACUCCACUCUGGACUCAGCUGAAUGCGAAGAAUUCGAUCUCACGGCUCCCUACAACUAUCUGGCGGGCAACCCCACACAAUUUAAUGCAGCCCUUGCCGACUCCAAAGCCAUCUUACAGUAUUACCGAUCCACACACACAACCGGAGGCUCACCAACUGAUGGUGCCAAGCACAACCUGCUAGCCUCAACUGAGAAGCUGGUCAAUGGCUUUAACGACGCUGUACACACGCUCGCAUUCGACAUCAUCUUCGUGCACGUAGAACGAAUGUUGGCCGCUGUGCCAAACCUCACAUCGUGGACGUCAAAGCCAAAUAAGUCAGGUGCUGGCUUCAGCCUGAUGCAACAGAACUAUAUCACACACGUGGGGCAGCAUAUGCUUACCCUGCCGCAGCAACUAGAGCUGUUUAACGAGUGUGUGGACGAUGUCACGGCGAAUGAGAAUCUGACGGCUGCGCUUGUUUCCGGGUCACUUCCGAAGUACUACACAUCGCCCGUGGAGGUGGUGAAAGACACAGAGAUGGCCGAUUUGAACACUGAUGCGAACGCUGAGGAAACGGAUGACAAUAUCUACGCACACAAAUGGUUGGAGGCGGUGGCUCAGGCCACAAUGAAGCGCUACUGUGACCGCAUCCUCCAGAUCGGCUCACUGUCCAACAGUGGAUGUUUGCAAUUGUCUAAAGAUAUAGAAUACCUUACCAAUGUCCUGAAUGUUCUCGAUGUGGAUGUUACGGUGGAGCUGGCGCACAUCAAAGCCGUUAUGGAUGCCCCGGAAGCAGAACGAAAUGCACUGAUCGGGUCUUAUGCCGAAUAUGAAAGUGUGCGAAACAUCAACGAGUUGAUUCGCGAUAUACUAAAUUCAAACAAUAAAUGAAUGAUGGCUAUUUGACAUGUAUAAAUUAGUUAUUAGAAAAUGAUCGCACCUUGAACGAGUGGGAUGGUGACUUCCUUCUCCGUAGGGCACGACGCCUGUCAAUCAUCGACUAACUAAUUUAUACGUGUCAAAUAGAGCACGUUGCCAAUAAC
Messenger RNA from Sphaeroforma arctica JP610, 3184 nucleotides. RefSeq lists its product as hypothetical. Lineage: Eukaryota; Ichthyosporea; Ichthyophonida. Bases 168 to 3032 code for a protein of 954 amino acids. The record is from RefSeq and is a predicted model, not a curated record. The transcript has 22 exons. Gene Ontology annotation, cellular component: COG complex. Gene Ontology annotation, biological process: retrograde vesicle-mediated transport, Golgi to endoplasmic reticulum; Golgi organization; intracellular protein transport.